GCAAAGAGCAACGGAGGAGACAGGCAGUCGCAGGGCGAGAGCCAAGGCAGAGAUGGUAGCUCAACCCCUCAGCCUCGUUCUCGACCUCUGUCGUGAGUGGCCAUAGAUGCAGGAAGCCAGCUUUGCGGUCAUCUGACAUCUUGUCUUCCCUCUCCCCAAUAUGCCUACCAAACGCCAUAAAACUGUCACCAUCCUUACGCCCUCAACAUCCGAACGAACUACCGAUGCUGGCCUUUCGAACGACUACUUCUCCUUUCCCUUUCGUCCACCUGCUACGCCUGCCACCUCUGGCAUCGCCUCCAUCGUCGUUCCCCAUGCUGACGCACAUGGAUGCACGUCACCGGCCGCUGCUACUGCCAUCGUAAUAUCCCCGGCUGAUCUCAUGGCCUCUUCGUCUUCGGAAACACGACCUGGCGUCUCCAUCCGGCUCUUCCCUCCUACCGUUAUCCUCCAUCACAGAAGAGUCUGGGCUGAUGAGCCUACCGCAUUUCCGCCGGCAGGAAUAGAAGCCUUCAACAGUCUUCGUCGAAGGGCCAGGAAGGCAGCGAGGCUACGAACCAAAUCAUACGACGACGAAUUUGAAGGGAAUCGAGAGGGCGCUGCAACGCCUUCGAACGGCCUUAGAGUCUGGUACUAG
Messenger RNA from Microstroma glucosiphilum, 637 nucleotides. RefSeq lists its product as hypothetical. The transcript has a single exon. The record is from RefSeq and is a predicted model, not a curated record. Lineage: Eukaryota; Fungi; Basidiomycota; Exobasidiomycetes; Microstromatales; Microstromataceae. The coding region runs from base 161 to 637 and encodes 158 amino acids.